AUGUGGAGUGAGGAGCGAGUGGAGACGAACUGGUACGAGCUGGUGGACGUGAAGAAGGAUCACGACUCACUCAGACGAUCACCACAACACGUGAAGCUGUGUCGUUACAGAACAUCAUUAGAAUGUUAUCUCAUCACUGGAAGACACGCUCUUGACUGCUGUAAUGAGAGCUUGUUUGUUAGUGACGGAGGUGACGGAAACGACGACACGAGUCGCCCGCCGGGACCCGGAACACACGCGGCGAGGCUGUACGGAUGA
Danaus chrysippus (African queen) is the source of this 258-nucleotide messenger RNA. NCBI's taxonomy places the organism in Eukaryota, Metazoa, Arthropoda, Insecta, Lepidoptera, Nymphalidae. The record is from the annotation of a GenBank genome assembly.